CGCCUUCACUCUUUUCAUCUUCGUCUCCCCUGCAUCUCAACACCUCGCUGUUUUCAUCUUCUUUCAACCUUCUUGUUCUUCUUCGUUUCUUUCCCCCUCAAUCUUCUUAGUAACAUUAGCUUAGAUUUCUUUUCCCUGAUUUAAAGUUCAUUGGAGUAUCAAAACGAAACCUAAUGGAGUUAUCGGACGAAUGGAAGUCUCAGUUCCCAAUUCGCACCUCCUUCAAGCCGCCACUGCUUCUCUCUUCUUCUUCCCUAGGCCCCCUUUGCUUCAACCCUAAACCCAAUACCCCACUAGAACCCCUUUUCUCUUCUCCGUCUUUAUUUCCUCCUAUCCUCAAUCCCACUCCUCAACUCUCCCUGUCCAGGUUUCUUUCCACAUCCUCUCUCCCGCUCUCCACGGCACACUCCAUUGCUUCUCUCUUUGGCGCAAGCUCCUACCAUCAUGACCCUGCUGCCACGUCUUUUUUGUUUCAUAAUCGCCUCCGGUUGCUUCACUGCCCGGACCAGAACAUUGCUCUCGUGUUCUUCUCAACUGGGUCCAACCAUGACCAAGUUGGGUUUUUGGUUCUUCAAGUGAAAGAGGGUAAAUUGGAGGUUGUAUGUAAUGAAAACAAUGACGUUUUUGUGGCAAAGUAUCGGUUCAAUCAAAAGAUUUUGAGAAUUUUGGUGAACCCAGUCGGUGAGUUUGGCGAUUGUUUAGGUAACUCUACUCCUGAUGUUGUUGUUGGGUAUUUGAUGGCUUGUACUAUGUAUUCUGUUCAUUGGUUUUGUAUCAAAAUUGCUGAGUCUAGGAACAGUCCUGUUGUAGAUUAUUUGGGUUUUAAAUUGUUCAAGACUUGCUCCAUUGCGGGAGCUUGUUGGAGUCCACAUUUGCCCCAAGAGAGUAUGGUUUUGUUGGAGGAUGGUUCAUUAUUCUUGUUUGAUUUGGAAACUUAUUUUAGAUCUCAAAAACCAAAUGCCUGCUUCAAAGGGUCUAGAUUGAGAGUUUUAUGGGAUGAUUCAGUUAGUUUGGAGAACCAUAAAUGGCUGGGUUGUGAGUUUAGUUGGCAUCCUAGGGUUCUGCUUGUUGCUGGAACUAAUGCAGUAUUUUCUGUUGAUUUAAGGCUUGACGAGUCUAACAUAACUUGUUUAGCAAAUAUUGAGAUGUUGAGGUUGUAUGCUCCCGUUGAAAAGGAACGGUUCCUUGCAUUCUCUGGAGCAAGAUCCAGUGGGUUUCAAUUUGUUUUGGCUUCCAAUAGUUUGUUAAUUCUUUGUGAUGUGCGUAAGCCAUUGAUGCCACUUUUGUAUUGGGCUCAUGAUCUUGGUAGACCAUGUUACAUUGAUGUGUUUAAAUUAUCCGAGUUAAGAUCACAAGCAUGCUCUGAAGCACAUGAGUGGGCUACCAAAUCAGGUUUUUGCAUCAUAUUAGGAUCAUUCUGGGAUUGUGAAUUUAGGCUAUUUUGCUAUGGGCCUUCUUUGCCAGCUUGUGAAGAGUCUAUUGCUUCAGGGAAUUCAAAGCCUUGCAAACCCUUUUUCUCAUGGGAGCUACCUUCCGAUCUCUUCUUGUCUGUUCGAGAGUGUUGCUGUGGAAGUUGUCUUGUAAGAGAAGAGUUUGCAAAGGAUGCUCUUCCUGGGUGGAUUGAUUGGCGUCAAAAGAAAGAGAUAGUCCUUGGAUUUGGAAUUCUUAACCAGGAUCUCUCCAAUUUGCUAUCUGAGUCAGAUGAAUUUGGUGGGUUUACUUUAAUUAGGCUGAUGUCUUCAGGAAAGCUUGAAGGUCAGAGGUAUUCUGCUUCAUGGGAGUUGGUUAAAAUAUUGCAUGAGUCCCACAAGGAAUCAUUAUUGAAUUUUGAGUCUAGUUUACUUUACUUCAUUGAAGAUGAGGAAUACAAAUUUUCCAGAAGAUUCGAAUAUUUGAAGCUUGAAUAUCUUAAGGGGUAUUUGAAUGGAAAUCUUGCUGAAAUCCUAGAUUCCAAAAUGAGAAUGUCCUCUAAGGGUCCUUUAGAGAAGGAAUAUAGCUUAGACUUCCAUGAAAUUUUGUGUGAGAAGCUGAAAGUUUGUGGAUUUGGUCGCUUCCGGUCUUCCCCUGCCAUUGCUGCUGUUUUUAAUGAAAUUAGCUUGCUAACAAGUGUAAUUGAGGUUGCUUUGAGGCAAAUGUGGGCGAGUUUACCUAUGGAACUUUUACAGCUGGCCUUCUGUAGUUAUUCUGAAUGUUUUGACGUGCUCUUGGAGAAGAAGAAGGUAUCUUUGGAUUUUGCAGUUGUUCCAAACCCACCCCAGUUGCCUCCUUUCUUCUUAAGGAAGCCUUCAUGCCACAGCAGUAAGGGUUCAAAUAGAGUGCAGCUUAGUGAUUCUCUUACAUCUGCCAUUGGUGACACACAGAAAAACUAUAAAGAUGAAGAUUUUGAUACUUUGAUAUCUCAAGUGUGUCUGAAGGAGGAUAAUCCUGGUGAGCACACAGAUACCAUUGGUGCUGGACUGGAACUAUUUGAUGACUUGUGCCCUAUCAAGUUGAACUUUGACGUUCAUGGAACGAGCUUUGGGUCACAACAGUUAGAAACAUGCAAUUUAUUGAAAAAUUGGUUCUCAAUGUGGCAAAAAAAUUACCGUCCGUACCAUGAACUCUGCACACGGACCAAAUUUGGGAAGAAAGAUGCAGAAUUCUGAUAUGUAGAAGUGGCGUUUUGAAUUUCCAUUAGGGUAUGUUAAUUAACGAAAUGAAGGUUCUCUCUUCUCUCUCUCUUUUUGUUUGUUUGUAUGCAAGGUAGAACCUGCAAUUGUUACCCAAUCUCUUGACUAUCUACUUCAUUUUUGCUUCUUAAUUCUUUCAUUAAUCUUGAUUUGGUAGCUGUGAGACAUGCCACCAUCAACAAAAUUGAAAUCAGUGG
Molecule: messenger RNA, 2866 nt
Organism: Rubroshorea leprosula
Lineage: Eukaryota; Viridiplantae; Streptophyta; Magnoliopsida; Malvales; Dipterocarpaceae
Source: the annotation of a GenBank genome assembly